AAAUUGUCGCCUUUUUACAAUUUGCUUACAAACUCCACUCAACCGGUUGGAGAAUGGGCACUGAUCGUAAAAACUACGCACCAGACUCCCGCAACAUUUCUACCCAAUAUGGCUGCCAACAUGUGUUCUUUUCUAGUUAGGGUUCUGAAGGUUCUUUGAGAGGAAAGAUGGCCAGUCGUCCUCCACCUAAAGUAAUAGAGUUUGUUGAACCAGGCCAACAGAGAAGAGGAAGGAAAGCUGUAUGGCCACCGGUUAAAAGAAAAUGGAUAAAUGAAAAAAACAAAUCUUCAAGGCAAGACCUUGAUGAGUUUGAAUUUCAGUCCAUAGCAAGGGAAGUUAAGGAAUUUGGAAUCACUGGACUCAGUAGAAAAGAAAAGAAAAAAUAUGAAGACUGGAAAGCUCAGUCACUUGGGGGAAAAGCUCCAAAAGGCCAAAAAAUGCCCUACCCAAUGUUGAUGCGUCAAAUAAAAAGGAGGAAGGAGAAAGAGAAAGAACAAAGGGAAAGAGAACAUGCUAUGGGCAUUUUCAAGAAGAAAACAGAUAAAAAGCAAAGUGCUUCAACAAGGGCUUCAAUAGGUCGGUGGGUGGACAAUUCAUCAAAGGGCCUUCAAGCUUCUGUUGGAAGGUACAAAGCUGGUGUACAGCGCCUGUCCAAAGCUGAUCUGCACAAGAUUACAUCCACCAAGAAAAGAUAGCAGGAUCAAGGUCUUGCAGAGAUUAAAGAAACCACAUGAUUGAUAAGGACCAUCUAAAAAAGCUACCAAUGAGAAGUUUGGUGAAAAUCAUUACUAACCCGGCAUCCAGAAAGCAGUUAGCUCAUGGCAGCAUAUCGACAACGGAAAUUUAAAAUGACAUUUGGGAUGUUUGACGAAGCACAUGCAGCAAUCCAAAGCCAAAACUUUGAGCAAUGUUGGCUUACUUACAUGUUACGUUAUAACUAUUUAUUUGAGUUUUUUUUUUUAGUUCAUAGUGAACUCUGUAUCUGUGAGACCAGUUCAUACUCACUUUGGUACAGACAUGUUAAUGUGAGACAACUGUGAUAUAUGUACUUGGGAAUAGUUUGAGUUAGAUUAAAACAACUCAGACCAGCA
Orbicella faveolata is the source of this 1091-nucleotide messenger RNA. Its product is annotated as 40S small subunit processome assembly factor 1-like. The record is from RefSeq and is a predicted model, not a curated record. NCBI's taxonomy places the organism in Eukaryota, Metazoa, Cnidaria, Anthozoa, Scleractinia, Merulinidae.